Molecule: messenger RNA, 3329 nt
Organism: Ahaetulla prasina
Lineage: Eukaryota; Metazoa; Chordata; Lepidosauria; Squamata; Colubridae
Product: free fatty acid receptor 3-like
Exons: 2
Coding region: 481-1452 (323 amino acids)
Biological process (GO): G protein-coupled receptor signaling pathway; cellular response to fatty acid
Cellular component (GO): plasma membrane
Molecular function (GO): G protein-coupled receptor activity
Source: RefSeq, a predicted model, not a curated record
UCCUGAGAAGCCUGACUCUAGUAGUCUAACCCAACUCCUUACUACCCAGAAGAUUAGUUCUGAGUGAGCAGACAGCUGCUGCACGAAGGCAGGAAGGGCAGCGUGGGUACCUGGCGAUAGGCAAUGAAGCACAAAUGGAGGAAAACCCCUUACCCUUCAAUUUAUCUAACCAGGCAAGCCUCCGAGCCCCGCCCCCUGCUUGUCUAGCCCCUCCCUAAGACUGCCAAGGGACCCGCGGCUCCUGAAUCCCUUGCAAGCGGGCGAAUCCAUCGACUCUGGCGCUGUCCGUCCCGGAGGAAAAUCAGAUAUCAGGGCGUCCCGAGCCGCCAAAGGAGCCCCAGGCAGGCAAGUACGGUGACCUUCCCCGAAGAACCGGGGCGUAGCAACCUGUUUGCCCCCUUUGGAGAUUUUCCCUUCCUUUCAAAAGACCACCCGCCACCCCCAUCACUUGCAGUCUAGAAAGGUGGAAAUCUUCCUAGCAUGGCUUCCAGCACUGAAACCCGGAACACCUACAUUACAGUUUACAUGCUCACUGUUCUAAUUGGUUUUCCCACCAACCUGUUGGCCCUGCACGCUUUCAUCCAGAAGAUUAGACUCAAGGCCACGCCCAACUGCAUCCUUCUCCUCAACCUGACCAUUUCUGAUCUCUGCUUCCUGGUUUUCCUCCUCUUCAAGAUGGCGGAGCAGAUCGCCGGCCGUUGGGCUUUACCCACUUUUCUGUGCCCGCUCAGUGGCCUCGUCUACUUCAGCACCAUUUAUACUAGCACACUCUUCCUUACCGCGGUAAGCGUGGAGCGUUACCUGGGCGUAGCUUAUCCCAUCCAUUACAAGCUGAAGCGUCAUGCAGUCUACGCCCUAGUCGCCAGCCUCAGCAUUUGGAUCUGCUCUUUUGCCCACUGCAGCAUUGUGUACAUCACCGAGUUCAACCGGGACAACUAUUCCCUUCCAAGUGGGCCCUCCAGUAAUGUCUGCUAUGACAAUUUCACAGAGAAGCAACUCCAGGUCCUGCUCCCUGUUCGCCUGGAGCUCAGCAUUGUGCUUUUUCUGGUACCGUUCCUGAUCACCUGCUUCUGCUAUUUUGGCUUUAUAAGGAUAGUGAUCUCUUCACCACACAUCUGCAGGAGCAAAAAGCAACGAGCGGUCGGGUUGGUGGCAGCCACUUUAGCUGUCUUCAUCAUCUGUUUUACGCCCUACAACGUCUCCCAUGUGGUGGGUUACAUUCAGUGGGAAAGUCCCGACUGGCGGAUCAAAGUCUUGCUUCUCAGCACCUUCAAUGCCUGCUUGGACCCCAUCAUCUUUUAUUUUUCUUCUUCCGCCGUGAAGCGUUCAUGCUGUAGCUUCUGGACCAGAAUAAAACACCUUUGCAUGUGGCCUCCUUUGCUCCAUAAGCUCUUCAGCAGAGGGACUGAGAGAACAGGUUCUCAGGAUCAGGUGUGUUCUUCCCGGCUAUGACCUCCGGUUUCUUAGAAAAUACUUAAAUCUUUCUUUGUAGGUCAAGUGGACUGGCCAAAAAUUGUUCUGGGAAUUACUGACUUUUCCAGCCGGGCCUCCAGACUUGAAGCUUUUCACAUUGUGAAUGUUGGUUAUCUGUAAUUUCGGCAGCUUUGAGUUGAAGAAUCUUAGCCAGACUUCUCAUCUUUUCGUCCUUGAAACUUAGAAAUAGUAUUGCACAACCGCUGCCCCCAUCCCCUAGACGGAAUGAGAAUGGAUUUCAUGAAAGCUGAAAAAGAAAACGGGGGAAAAUACGUUGAGGACUUCAAAUGUACAUACUCAGGUACUCCAAGACUGAUUGUGAAAUGUGUUUUGGAGUUGUUCCAUUUGAGUCUUCACGGCAUACAAGACAUUUUCCUUGCUUUCUUUCCAUCUUCAUCUAACUGGAGAUACACAUAAUUUGCAAAAGAUAAUUUGCAAUUUCAGCUAUUGUUGUGAUUCUCACAGCAAUAGCCAGUGAAUUGGGAAUCCUGGGAAAUGUAGAACCUGACGCCUGGAUGUCAAUACACCAGACAAUACCAUCAUCUAGGAACUAGGGCUGGUCCUUAUAUGAGAUGUCCUAAGUUGUUAUAUCUGGUAGAUAAUUUUUUUAAAAAACAAGAAUGUAGUAGGAAGAAUGUGAGGAAAAAACCAUUUUUGAAAUAAGCAGUAUCUCAUGAGGCUGUCAUGUAUGAAUAAGAUGUUGAAUUAUUUGCAUUUAUAUUAACAGAGUUGCUUUUUUUUGUAAAAAAAUCUGGAUCAGAAUAAGUAAUAUAUUUUUGUGAUUAUUUAAGAAACUCUCUGAAGCAGGGGUCACCAACCUUUCAGACCUCAGGGACCACUAAAUUCAUAAUUUUAAAUCCCGCGGACCACUAAUACGAAUUUUAAAAAAAGAUAAAUAGCAUUUAGUGCAAUAUAAAAAAUGCAGAUAAUUUUUCUGCGGACCACCAAAAUUUUCUCGUGGACCACCAGUGGUCCAUGGACCACCAGUUGGUGACCACUGCUCUGAAGGGUUGUUGUUGUUUUGCACUUUGAAGGAUCUCUCCUGGUUUUUCAUUGGAAAAAAAAACACAAGGAAGAGCAUAUAUUUAAUAAUGUAAGGGUUACUGGAAAUAAAUGGGAAAUAUUCUGUGAAACCCCCAAAAUAGAGGCUGCCACUCAGUAAGAGCAGGAUUCGUGCCAUCGAAGCUUUGACCCAAAUCCAGAUUUGAAUCCAUAACCACAUAGCACAUUUUGUAUCAGAAGGAGUGAAAGUUUUUCUUGGUGAAAAUUCCCAAGGAUAUGGAAUGCAGCUUUAACCCACAAUGGGGUUGGGGGAAGAUACUUCCCCAGGGGUGGGCUGCUGGGGGUUCGCAGGGAUUCGAGAGAACCUCUAGCUAAGAUUCUGUGCAGUUUGGAGAACCCCCAAAUCUCACUCCUGACUUGCCCUGCCCACCCAGCCCCACCUCUCCCAGGAGUCUCCACGUGGCCUGUUUUGGAUGCAGGUAAGUGCAGGGCACACAGGGAGGCUCAGGGAGGGCAAAAAACAGGCCUACCAGAGGUUCGGGCUUCCAGAGCGUGGGGAAGCCGUUUUCACCCUCCCAGAGGCUCGAGGAAAGCCUCCGGAGCCCAAAGAGGGCAAAAAUGCCUCCCCACCAUGGUGCAGGAGGCUGACUAGUGUUUCUCAACCUUGGCAAUUUUAAGAUGUUUAGAUUUCAACUCCUACAAUCCCUUGGGAUUUCACCCUAGGGAAUUCUGGUACAAUACGGGUAUAAAAAAGGAGGGUGUAUCUUGCCUUGAGUUCUUUUCCCAAUAAAGGCACACGUUUAGCCAUAUCCGCACCGAAACAUUGUACAAUGUGGUUUGAAGCACAGCUAAUA